This is a messenger RNA of Vitis riparia (riverbank grape), 1138 nucleotides long. Its product is annotated as coiled-coil domain-containing protein 115. The transcript is spliced from 6 exons. Gene Ontology annotation, biological process: vacuolar proton-transporting V-type ATPase complex assembly. The coding region runs from base 37 to 699 and encodes 220 amino acids. Gene Ontology annotation, cellular component: extrinsic component of endoplasmic reticulum membrane. The record is from RefSeq and is a predicted model, not a curated record. NCBI's taxonomy places the organism in Eukaryota, Viridiplantae, Streptophyta, Magnoliopsida, Vitales, Vitaceae.
GAGCAGGUGCUGCGGGUGUGAUCAACGCUGGUAUCAAUGGAAGAUCAAGACAAAGCACGAACCUCCGAGAAUCAGCUCGAAGAAGAACAAUUGGACGAAGGAGAAAAUGUUGUGACGUUUCUCGAUUCAAUGGAUGCAUACUUAACCCUAAUCGAUUCUCUGUCUUCCACGCUUCGUCAGGGAUGGUUGGAAUUGGCCAGUGCUCGACAUUCAAUGGGUGCUUCACGCAUCAGCAGUUCUUUGUUUGACCUCAAACUUCACUCUGCUGCUACAUCAUUGCGCGUGACUGAAGAUGAUGUCGACUCCAAGAUGAAUCAACCUCAUUUUACAUUAUGCAAAUGGGCAUCCUCCGAUAAUGGAAAGUGCUGCUCUGGGGAAGCAAAAUUUGAUGGGGAUGAGCUGCAGAAGAAAUCUGUUAGCCCGCAGCUAAGAUAUCGCGGAACCUCCCAGUUGGAUGAACCACAAGAAAUUCAGGAGAAAAGCCCAACCUGUAAAAGCCCUACCAGUAAUGGAUCCCCACUUUCACUUGACAGCCCAGUUCAGAAACAGCGACACAAAUCACUUUCAGUGUUUGGAACAUUGGUUUCUCCAAAGCUUCGUGCUGCCCAGUUUUCAUUCGAGACAGUUCAAUCUUCAUGCAGCCCUAGAGACGAUAGUAGAAAUAGCAAACAUGCGAUCUUCAAUGCUAUCUGCUUUUGAUCAAGUUCAGAAAGAUAUAGAAAGCAUAAGCACGGGGGAGCAAUGAAAAGUAGUUUUUUUCAGGUAUAACCCAGAUUCCUUGAAUGGCCACAACAGUUUUAACAUCCAAUCCUUGGUUUGGUACUUUGGUAUCAGCCUGGAGCCUCACUUUGGUAAGCGGUAAAUGUGCUUUGGAGCUCAAAAUGGAAAGAGAAAAGUAGAAAGAAAGAAGGGAUCCUGAAUUGAACUAGGGGAGAUUUGCAUGGUGUAAUUUUUUAUUUUCUUGUGAAUCAAUUAAUUUAUUAGGAAAAAAAAAAUGAAUGGUUCUACAGCCAUUCUUGGUGCUUAUUUUUUUCUAACGUUUGUUAUAAAAUUAGUUGGGAGUAGCUUGUCUAUUAAAUGCUACAUGGUUAAAGCCCGUUUGGGAUUUUAUUUUAGGGCAUUGGAAUCAUUUUUACAA